This is a messenger RNA of Phascolarctos cinereus (koala), 7239 nucleotides long. Lineage: Eukaryota; Metazoa; Chordata; Mammalia; Diprotodontia; Phascolarctidae. The record is from RefSeq and is a predicted model, not a curated record.
CCAGCCCCCUCCCCCGGGGAAGGAGUCGCGGCCGCGGCCGCCGUUCGCGUUUUGAGCCGUCCCUGCCGCCAUAGCUGCCUGUAGCCGCAGUUGCGGCGAAGCUGGAGUUGUGAGCGCGAUGCCGGAGGGACCUACGAACGGGACGGUCUCCGGCUCUUGGGGCUGGUCGGUGCUGGGGCGGAUCGGAAGACCCCACGGAAUGAGGAGCUCGUGCCGAGGCCGGGGAUCCGCCUGAGCCCCUGCGCCUUUUGGGGAUCCCUCACCAUGAUGUCUGUGGAAGGCUCCACCAUAACCAGCCGGAUCAAGAACCUGCUCAGGUCCCCAUCCAUAAAACUGCGCAGGAGCAAGGCUGGUGGCCGGAGGGAGGACAUCAGCACCAAGGUAACCUUGGAGAAGGUGCUGGGAAUAACAGUGUCUGGAGGCAGAGGACUGGCUUGUGACCCCCGCUCAGGUCUGGUUGCAUACCCAGCUGGAUGUGUAGUUGUUUUAUUCAAUCCCCGAAAGCACAAACAGCACCACAUCCUCAACAGUUCCAGGAAAACCAUCACUGCUCUUGCCUUCUCCCCAGAUGGCAAGUACCUGGUCACUGGAGAGAGUGGGCACAUGCCUGCUGUACGUGUGUGGGACGUGGCCGAGCGUAACCAGGUGGCAGAACUACAAGAGCACAAGUAUGGUGUGGCCUGUGUGGCCUUUUCCCCCAGCUCCAAGUACAUCGUCUCUGUGGGCUAUCAACAUGACAUGAUUGUCAAUGUCUGGUCCUGGAAGAAAAACAUUGUGGUAGCUUCCAAUAAGGUUUCAAGUCGAGUGAUGGCUGUGUCCUUUUCUGAGGACUGCAGCUACUUUGUCACUGCUGGCAACCGGCACAUCAAAUUCUGGUACCUGGAUGACAGCAAGACUUCAAAGGUGAAUACCACAGUGCCCUUGCUAGGCCGCUCAGGACUGUUGGGGGAGCUUCGGAACAAUCUUUUUACUGAUGUGGCAUGUGGCCGAGGAAAGAAAGCAGACAGCACUUUCUGUAUCACCUCUUCUGGACUGCUGUGUGAAUUUAGUGAUCGAAGGCUAUUGGACAAAUGGGUGGAACUUCGGAAUACAGACAGCUUCACAACCACAGUGGCCCAUUGCAUCUCAGUGAGCCCAGACUACAUCUUCUGUGGCUGUGCGGACGGGACCGUCCGUCUCUUCAACCCCUCGAAUCUUCACUUCCUCAGUACACUGCCCAGGCCCCAUGCCCUGGGAACUGAUGUUGCCAGCAUCACUGAGGCCAGCCGCCUCUUCUCUGGUACUGCUGAUGCCAAGUAUCCAGACACCAUCGCCCUGACCUUUGAUCCCACUAAUCAGUGGCUGUCCUGCGUUUACAAUGACCAUAGCCUCUAUGUAUGGGAUGUAAGGGACCCCAAGAAAGUGGGCAAAGUGUACUCAGCCCUUUACCAUUCUUCUUGCGUCUGGAGUGUGGAGGUAUACCCUGAGGUAAAGGACAGUAACCAGGCCUGUCUGCCCCCCAGCUCCUUCAUCACCUGCUCCUCAGACAACACAAUCCGCCUAUGGAACACUGAGAGCUCUGGCGUCCACGGCUCUGCACUGCACCGUAACAUCCUUAGCAAUGACCUGAUCAAGAUAAUCUAUGUGGAUGGGAACACCCAGGCCCUGCUGGACAUGGAGCUGCCAGGGGGUGGAGACAAAACCGAUGGGUCAUUGGUAGAUACCCGUGUGGGAAUCCGUUCUGUUUGCAUCAGCCCUAAUGGACAGCACCUGGCAUCAGGGGACCGGGUAGGCACGCUUAGGGUACAUGAGCUGCAGUCCCUGAGUGAGAUGCUGCGGGUUGAGGCCCAUGACUCAGAGAUUCUAUGCCUGGAGUAUUCCAAGCCAGACACAGGCCUAAAACUGCUGGCCUCAGCAAGCAGAGACCGUCUUAUCCACGUGCUGGAUGCUGGACGAGAAUAUAGUUUGCAGCAAACACUGGAUGAACAUUCUUCCUCCAUCACUUCAGUCAAGUUUGCAGCAAGUGAUGGGCAGGUCCGCAUGAUCAGCUGUGGAGCAGACAAGAGCAUCUACUUCCGUACUGCACAGAAGUCUGGAGAUGGGGUGCAAUUUACACGGACGCACCAUGUGGUGCGAAAGACAACCCUGUAUGACAUGGAUGUGGAACCCAGCUGGAAGUACACAGCCAUUGGCUGCCAAGACAGAAAUAUUAGGAUCUUUAAUAUCAGCAGUGGGAAGCAGAAGAAACUCUACAAAGGGUCACAGGGUGAGGAUGGGACCCUCAUCAAGGUUCAGACGGACCCCUCGGGCAUCUACAUUGCUACCAGCUGUUCAGACAAGAACCUCUCCAUUUUUGAUUUCUCCUCAGGAGAGUGUGUAGCUACCAUGUAUGGUCAUUCAGAGAUUGUCACUGGCAUGAAGUUCAGCAAUGACUGCAAACAUCUCAUCUCUGUAUCAGGAGACAGCUGCAUCUUUGUAUGGCGUUUGAGCUCUGAGAUGACCAUCAGCAUGCGGCAACGUUUGGCUGAGCUUCGGCAGCGCCAGCGAGGGGGAAAGCAGCAGGGGCCAUCGCCCCCUCGAAGAGCCUCUGGGCUCAACCGCCGAGAGGCCCCUACAGUGCUUUCUCCAGUACCAGCCCUUUCCUCAGACAGUGACAAAGAGGGGGAAGAUGAAGGCACUGAAGAAGAAGAGCUGCCAGCCCUGCCCAUUCUUGCCAAGGGUACCAAGAAAGAUCCAGCUUCAGCCCGAGGUCCAGCCCUACCCCGAAGCCUGUCCCACUGGGAAAUGAGUCGGGAGGGAGUAGAAUUCCUGGACCCAGCUCCUGCUGCCAGCCAAGGUCCCCGAAGACGAGGACGAUGGGCCCAGCCAGGUGUAGAGCUAAGCGUCCGCUCCAUGUUAGACCUUCGGCAAUUAGAGACACUGUCCUCAGCACCUCGGCCACCCAGCCAGGACUCUCUGGCACAGGAGCUGCCGACUCAGGCCCAGCCUGAGAAACGUGGCCAACAGGCUCCUGUGGAUGCCCAUCCCGGUCAGAGUGGCAGUGUUCCCCAGUCCCUGACUUCCAAGCCUUGUGCCUGUUCUCAAGUUAUCCAAAUGAUUUCUCAGGAAGAGGGGGUCUUUGCCCAAGAGUUGGAGCCAAUGAACAAUGAAGAUGGCAUUGUCUACCCAGAGCCAGACAAUUGCCCUCCCCUCGAUCCCAGUGAGUUCCAGGUGCAGGCCCUUCCCUAUGGUCCACUGGGUAGAGUGUACCCAAGUAACAGAGGCACUGAGAAACACAGUCCUGACAGUGCCUGCUCUGUGGAUUAUAGCAGCAGCCGCCUUUCCAGCCCAGAGCAUCCCAAUGAAGACUCUGAGAGCACAGAGCCCCUAGUGGACGGAAUCUCCUCAGACCUUGAAGAACCAGCUGAGGGUGAAGAGGAAGAGGAGGAAGAAGAGGAGGAAGGAGGAACUGGUUCUGGUGGGCUACCGGGAGGCAGCCCCCGUACUCCUGACCAGGAACGGUUCCUCAGACGGCACUUUGAGACCCUGGCCAAUGGGGCUGCUCCAGGUAGCCCAGGCCGAGCCCAGGAAAGGAUGGAGCCUCUGAGCAUAUCAUCCCGAUUCCUGUCACAGGGGCAGACUCCCACACUCAGGGAUCUGUCUCUCUCUUCCUUGAGACCAGUACUACCACAGAGACCCAUCCGGGUACUUCAGGCCCCCAGUGAGAAGCCUGCCAGCAGAGGCAUCAGCCCCCCAGGAGUCUCACCAGAGGCCGAGCCAAUCCCUGGUGGCUCUGACCCCCAGCCGGUGGCCCCUGUUCUCCGACGGCGCCACCUGAACCUGGCAAGCAGCUGGACACACAAAAAGGCUGCCUUCCCUGGCUCCGGCAGCGGCCUCCAGAAAGCCCAGUCCGUGCAUAACCUGGCGUCACAAGAUGAGCCACCUUUACCUGGUCCAGUACCCCUACAGCAGAGUGACGUCCAAGAAGGACUGGGCUCUCUGACCCAGGCUGAUGGUCGCCCAACUCGGCCCCGUUCUUACCUGAACCCCACCACCAGCUCCAUGGCUAAGAUGUCUCGUAGCACCUCUGUGGGGGAAAACCUAGGCCAGGGGGAAUUGGCUGAAACUCAGGUCCCCAACCCCAUCAGGAUCACAUCCAUCAGCAAGCCAGCCCUGCCAAGCCGGGCUCACCUUGUCCUGGACAUUCCCAAGCCACUGCCAGACAGGCCCAGCCUGGCUGCUUUCUCCCCUGGGGCAAAAGGCCGGGCCCUCUGUGAAGCUCAACCGCUUGGCUCCCCAGGGGGCCUGGGGAAGAAGUCUGCCACACUAGAGGGGCGGGCCUGUCUGGGGGAGGGCACCAUUCUCACACCCAGGACAGAGUUCCGGGCUCAGCCUGGGCCCCAAAGCUCCUGUGCCCAGGAACUACCAGCCACAUGCCUCCCCCGAGGUCCUGAGAACUUGCAGCCCCCAUCCCCAGAGAAGACCCCCAGCCCCAUGGAACCUUCCAGGCCAGGGGCUUCCCUGAGCCAGGACUCAGAGCCGGUGAUGAUGGUGAGCAUGGAACAGUGUGAGCGCCUUGUGGCAGAGCUUCGGAACAGCGUGCACCAAGCCGUUCAACUAUACCGUUUGGUGGCCAGCACGAGGACACCUUCAGCUGAGCAAAGUCAAAUUGCCCAAAUCCUCAGUGACACCUUCUCUUCGGUGCGGCAGGAACUGGAGGCCCUGGUCGGCGUGGUGACAGCCAGCCCGAGUGGGAGCCCAAGUGCUGUGGGAGCUGAGCAGACUCAGGCACUGCUGGAGCAGUACUCAGAGCUGCUGCUUCAGGCUGUGGAACGACGCAUGGAGCGAAGGCACUGAGCCCCAGAGCACCUGUCCAAAGGGGUGUUGUCCCCCCUUCACCUUCUUCCCCAUAGACCUGUGUCAAGACUCUUGAAACCUGAGGGGUCUACCCUCUGGGCAGCCUUCAGAUGGAAAAUGGGGGACCCAGCUUUCCCAUAUUUUCCUUAGUGCUGCCUGGACCUAUUUAUUAAUUUAUUUUCCUGACAUUUGUCCCACUCUUGACUUCUGCCUCCACAGUGCCUCCAGAUGCUUGUUCCUGGAGCAUGUCUGAAGACUGCCCAAAGUUUUCUUGGUGCUGCAUGGAAGCUGUGGGGAGUUGGGAAGCAGUUCAUCCCAUUGGGUUCAGGGGAACUGGGGAGGGGUCCUAGACCCUCCUCUCUUUGAAGCCAUUUGAAACACUGCAGGGAUCAGCUCCCUGGGCUGAAGCAAAUACAGGGUAUUCAGUGGGGUAAAGGCACUUAGUGCCUGCCCCACCUCACCAAUGGCAGGAAGUCCUGCCUCCAUCCCCCGUGCCCUGAAACUUAGCUAGGCUUCUCCAGUGCAUGAGUAGAAGGUCCCAGUGGCUGGCACUGUCACCAUUGUUCCCCUGCAGUUCAGACAUGCAAAAUCCUCUGGACCUAUUAUCUAUGGUACUCAACCAUUAGGGGACAAGAAUGGUCAGGUCAGUGAUACCUCUUCCCCUAUAAUUUGUCCCCUUUCAAAGGGCCCUUCUCCCAACAUUGAUUACAUUCCCCGCCAAGGAAGAAGUGUUCUUCUCCCUAUCUCCCAAAGUAUGUGGGGCCAGUUCUAUGAGGCGUUAUUACUGCAGGUCAGUAAGGUCUUCAGGCUGGGUGUUAUGUACCAUGGAGUUCUGGUCUCCUCCUCCUUCUUCUGUUCCCCCCAUCCCCCAUCCCACUUUUCCUCCUUUAUAUUAUUCCUGAAUUCUAGACUGUAGAAGCCAAGCAUAUCCUCUUUUUCUGAUAACUUCGGUGCUUGGUCAAAGUCUGUGGGGAUGAGGGCUGGAGCUUCCCAUCUGCCUUUGAAGGGCAGUUCUAAGGUGCUAGCCCCAUCAUAACUGUCCAUCUUCCUUCAAGGAUUUCAGAAGCAGGAACCUCAUACUAUGAUCCCCUUUCCUCCCCACUACUCAUUCUUCCAACUGUGGCUACUGCCCUUGCAGUCCUUGGCUUUGCCCCCUGCAUUGACUCUCAACGCAAUCUUCCUCAUUUUGUCUGAUGAAACUUAAAGUGGCACAUGAAAGGGUGUGGGCUCAGAGCUCUGUGUGGUAGAUUUGACAGAAUUGUUGCUCUAGCUACAGGAUGGGCUCCCUGGCUCCCAUAGGACAACAGGAGAUCUCACUUAAAGCCAUAUAGUCUGGAAAGCAGGCCUUCUUCAGAAGUGUUGUGUAGCCAUCACUGGGUCCUUAGUACAUUCUGAUGUUGAGGGGACAGAGGCUUAGGUAGCUAUGAAUCUAAUCAAUGGCUCAGAGACAUUUUGGGAAGAAGGUAAGUGGAACAGGUUUAGGGGAGAGAGGUUAGAAAUAGUAGUGUAGGGUAGGGGGCUGAGUAUUAGAAAGGAAGGUUAUGAGUGGAGGUGAGAGAAGUAGAAGGGCAGGCAUGUAAAAGUAGGACCUAGUAGGUUUCAUAUAAGAACUGAGGGUUAUGAGAGUUUGUCUCUGGGACCUCUGUUGCUGGCUCCUUGUAGAGAAGGAGCUCCGUGUAGAGAGUGCUUCCCCGUGUUAACAAAAAAAAGGCCCUGCAAUCCUGGUCAAUCUAAGCAGAAGACUUGGGGACAAUCUGGGGCUUAGCUGUGCUUGAUUAUUCCUGCAUCUUCUCACUUCCACGUUCCCACAAGCUCAUCUCCCCUCCCCACCAUCCCGAGCACUGACAUCAGCAUGAGCCACCCUUAGGAAAACCUUGUGGCAUGUGUGCCACACAUCAGUGAGACCAGAAACCUGGGAAGGAUUGCCACGCAUGACCGCAGCGGCCCAUUUCCAAAAUUCACUCCAAAGCUGCCCCUGCCCGCCGAAGCCUCACUCCAGCCUCCCAGACCAGGCCAGCCAGGGUCCAAUGCUGCAGUUAAUUCCAGACCGCGAACCUCGAGUUACCUUUGCCCUUCCCUGGGGCCUCCCCGUGGUCAGUGGAGGCCUCCAUUCCCACUUGUGUUUCCCCGCUCCCAGGAGGAGGGACUUAUCACUUUACUAAGUAAAGGCUGUAGUCUUCAGCCUCUACCGCCCUCGGCCCGCGGCCGGAGCUGGGCCGGGCGCCUCUGCAUGCCCGAGGUUUGGCACUGCCCCUUGUCUAUUGACAUUUUGAACACCCCUUAUUUAUAACUUUUAUACUCCGGCCCCAGGCCUCGCUCUCCCCCCCUUUCCCUGUGCUUCCCUGCGGGGCUGGGGUCCUUUUUAACGUCUCCGUUUGUAUCCGUGUCGAAUGAGUCAAUAAAACACGGCUCCUUUGUUACUGA